AUGCCAGCUUGUAUCAGACUCGGAAUCGAGGCUGCAGCCGAUACCCAAAGCGCCCUUGCACUGCAGCAUGCACGUCAGAGAUGCGUCAAGAGCGCCGACGGCACGCAGCCUCGCAUCAUGCUCCGUACAUAUCUUGCCCGCUCAACGGCGGCCGCGUUGUUGUUGAGUCGGCAACAGAGGCCAGCCGAUCCUCGUUCUUGGGCGCAGACACAGCGAUAUGCUCGACGGAGAGCACUUGAGGGUCUGGAAACGGAGACGGGCGCCGCCAUGCGACUGCGUGGUACGCGGCUCAAUGCUUCAUGCGACUAUCCUACCGAUACGCAUCUCACAUUUGCUGUGUCUAGGCAAUGGUGGACCUCGGCACAUCGAAUCGAGUCUGUUGUAGCCGCAACUGCUGCCAAAGGCGUACCCAGCGGUAUCUUUACUCCUUCCAGCGCAGAGAAGCAAAAGAGGACACUCCACGUGCUCGACUUGAAAGUUGUAAGACCACUGGCUUAG
Messenger RNA from Anthostomella pinea, 498 nucleotides. The record is from the annotation of a GenBank genome assembly. Lineage: Eukaryota; Fungi; Ascomycota; Sordariomycetes; Xylariales; Xylariaceae.